CAUAAAACGAGGAUGUCAAAUAACGUUCCUGUCGGUCAUUUUUUAGCUUCUGUCUUGUACUAGGGAACGUUUGUGCUUAUUUUGUGGGAGGAUGUAGGUACGUUUUCGUUUAUCUGUGUGUGCAAUCGUGUAUCAAGACUAUACUGUAGAAAUACGCAUGUGUUUUGCGUAAGAUUGGUAUUAUCAUCGAGACGGACCACUUGAACGGCCAGAUAACGUUCCCGCGGGGUCUUCUCGGCGGGACUCUUGAUGACGUCAUAGGCCGGAUGAGCCGAUGGCCGACACCUAUAUGAAGAGACCACAGACGUCUCCUGAGUCAGAACAAGCUCUUCCUCGAGUACAGCUCCUCGGAUUUCUUGCUUACUUUGAGAGCGACGUUUCUGCCGCAGAGAUGAGUCGUCUUGGAAGUCCCACUCGGACCUUGGUCGUCCUCCCACUCCUUGCCGCCUGCGCCUCCUCCUCUAACUCCUCCUCCUGGGCCUUGCUGUCCCUCCCUUCGCCCCUGACGUCCCUCUCGGCCCUCUGGACUCCCUCCGCCCCCCGUCCGCCCCAAGGCUGUCAGCUGCAUCUUCGAGACAACAUCCUUCGUCGAACUCAGCUCCUUCUGUCUCUCCUCGAGGACUACGUCGACUUUUACGCGCAGGAGAAGUUCAGCAACAGCUGGGCUGUGAUGGACGCCAUUUUCAGUCCGGAAGUGGACGCUCAGUUGGUGCUUGUGUGCGACCAAGAGCUCGAGUGCGACCAGGUCCUCCCUCGCCUGCCCUCGCCCCCCUCGACCUCCCCCCAGCCCGAGGAACUCCUCCAGCAACUGCUCACUCUCAGCCGCCGCUACGCCCUCGCCCUCGAGCUGGUGUUCCUGGACCAGUCUCUCCACGAGGACGAGUUGGACCUUCUGGAGAGGACGGACCAGAUCUACAGACACGUCCAGGGCCUGGUGGACGUGAUCGUGGCCCAAGUGGAGCAGUGCCGAGUGGACGCAGACGACGCCGUGGUCGCGAGGCUGGCGGGCAAGCUGUAUAAGGGCGCUUCCUCCGACGGGAGGAACCAGCGCGGCUUCCGCACCUUGAGGCAGUGUCUGUUGGGUCUUCGCUACAUCACGAGCCUCUUGUAGUCGAGCCUCCUCCGUCUUUUCA
Molecule: messenger RNA, 1133 nt
Organism: Penaeus vannamei (Pacific white shrimp)
Lineage: Eukaryota; Metazoa; Arthropoda; Malacostraca; Decapoda; Penaeidae
Source: RefSeq, a predicted model, not a curated record